AUGGCUCCAUCCAUUGUACAGCAAGAAGUUCCAAUUCAAUUUGAUCAUGAAAGAUUAUAUUCGUCUUCAACUAAUGAUCAAUUGAACUUUAGAAAUUCUACUCUUCUAAAAUCGACUCCAGUUGAUGCUAGACUAACUGUUGGCAAUGCUUUACUCAAUCAAGUCUCAUCUAUUGAUUGCAACUCGUGCGAUGCAGGAGAAGAAGAUUCAUUUUUUGUCGCAGAUAUUGGUGAAGUUGGUCGUGCAUAUAAGCUUUGGAAAGAUAGACUUCCAAAUGUGCAACCGUUUUAUGCAGUUAAAUGCAACACCGAUAUCGAAGUUAUUAAAAGAUUGGCAAAGUUGGGUUGCAAUUUCGAUUGUGCCUCCAAGCAAGAAUUUGAGACGGUAUUAGACUUGGGCAUUGAACCGGAAAGAAUUGUUUAUGCCAAUCCUUGUAAGACGAAUUCGUAUAUUCGUAGAGCUCGCGAAUGCAGCAUCCAGUUAACAACUGUUGAUAAUUCACACGAGUUGUUCAAGUUAGCCAAGUUCCACCCUAGUUGUGGUAUUUUGAUUAGAAUUGCCACAGAUGAUGAGACUGCUCAAUGUAGAUUAUCAACCAAAUUUGGCUGCACUUUAGACACUGCUAUGCUGGAACUUUUACCCUUGGCUCACGAAUUAGGAUUACCUGUGAAGGGAGUCGCUUUUCAUGUUGGAAGUGGAGCAACAGAUUUCACUUCGAUCUACAAGGCGAUCGGUGAUUCGAGGAAGAUCUUUGACAGAGUUUUGGAACUUGGAAUGCCUCCAUUAACCAUUUUGGACAUUGGUGGUGGAUUCCAACAGGAAUCAUUUUUAGAAUCAUCUAAAACUGUCAGCCAAUCGCUUGAAGAGUUUUUCCCACUGGAAUUUGUUAGAGAAUUUGGAAUUGAAUUUAUGGCUGAACCAGGUAGAUUCAUGGUUUCCAGAGCAUUUACAUUGGCCACUAAUGUCAUUGCUCGUAGAGACUCGGUUGGAGAUGUUCCACCUUUGCUUUACAUUAACGAUGGGGUAUACGGUAAUAUGAAUUGUAUUUUGUUUGACCACCAGGUCCCUGCUCCGCACGUAUUAUCUCACGGAAAGGAGUUCUUAUUCGAAAGAGCCGCAGUGGAAAACGGUUCCGGAUUUGAAUUUUCGAUUUGGGGUCCUACUUGUGAUGGUUUAGAUUGUGUUAGUAACAAGAGUUUGCUAUCAAGAGAUGUUCAGGUUGGUGACUGGUUAUAUUUUCCACACCUAGGUGCUUACACUUCGGCUGCUUCGACCUCAUUUAACGGGUUUAAAGGGGUAGCCAAUGUUAUUUACGUUUUUUCAUGA
This is a messenger RNA of Dujonia railenensis, 1326 nucleotides long. The record is from the annotation of a GenBank genome assembly. NCBI's taxonomy places the organism in Eukaryota, Fungi, Ascomycota, Pichiomycetes, Serinales, Debaryomycetaceae.